Molecule: messenger RNA, 1336 nt
Organism: Manis pentadactyla (Chinese pangolin)
Lineage: Eukaryota; Metazoa; Chordata; Mammalia; Pholidota; Manidae
Gene: CLDN20
Product: claudin 20
Exons: 3
Coding region: 368-1027 (219 amino acids)
Biological process (GO): cell adhesion; bicellular tight junction assembly
Cellular component (GO): plasma membrane; bicellular tight junction
Molecular function (GO): structural molecule activity
Source: RefSeq, a predicted model, not a curated record
UGCUAGAGCCUCAUCACUAAUACAGAAGCUGUGAAGUGUGCCUCGUGUAUGUGCUCUCUCUUCAUCGCUCCCUACAGGGGUUCAUUUGAAGACAACUGACAGAAGGGAGUUAAGGCAUUGAAGGCUACUGACAAAAGAACAACCGGUUUUGCAGCCGCUACUCCAUUUGGGUCAGAGAAUGACUCUGGCCCUGACCGGGAAGGAUCUCACAUUCUCCCAAGUAGAAGACAGAAUUGUUCCAGCUCUGAAUACUCUUGUACCUGAAGUGAAACAAGUGCUAACCUGGCCUUUGUUAAUUUGUACUCUACUGCACAGAAAGCUCUACAAUCAAAAUUAAGCGCCAGGGGACAAGGAUAACAGCAACGUCAUGGUGUCAGCGCGUCUCCAGCUCCUUGCUUUUGUCCUGGCCUUAUCUGGGGUCUCCGGCGUGCUCACCGCCACACUGCUGCCCAGCUGGAAGGUGAACGUGGACACAGGCUCCAACAUCAUAACAGCCAUCGUACAGCUGCAAGGGCUGUGGAUGGACUGCACGUGGUACAGUACUGGAAUGUUCAGCUGCACACUGAAGUACUCCAUUCUGUCGCUCCCCACCCAUGUGCAGGCUGCGCGGGCCACCAUGGUCCUGGCCUGUGUUCUGUCUGCUUUGGGGAUCUGCACUUCCACAGUAGGGAUGAAAUGCACUCGCCUGGGAGGAGGCAGAGGAACCAAGAGGCAUGCUGCUUUUGCUGGAGGAGUCUGUUUCAUGUCUGCGGGGAUCUCUGGUUUAAUACCAACAGUGUGGUACACAAAGGAGAUCAUAGCAAACUUUCUAGAUCUGACAGUUCCAGAAAGCAACAAACACGAGCCUGGAGGAGCUGUCUAUAUUGCAUUUAUUUCAGCCAUGCUACUGUUUAUCUCUGGCAUGAUUUUCUGUACUUCCUAUAUAAGAAAGGAUCCAGAAGCUUGGCUCUACCUACCCAAGCAGCAGCAUAUCUCCACCUCUGAGCUAGAGGGCAAUUUAGCAUACAAUCUAAAGGAUUAUGUGUAAACAGCUGUGUAAUAUAUACGGAAUUUUUAGGUGCCUGCUAUGACUUUUGUCUUUUAGACUUAAAAAAAAUACAUCAGAAUAAUGCUUAACUCUACAAAGAACAUAAAAUACUUAAAAAAUUAUGAGGUUGUUUAAAACGCCAACAAACUAUUGUGUACAGUUUUAUCUGUUUCAAGAUUAUUUUUCCAUUACUGUUUUCAUGUUUUACCUUAAGAUUUAUAAUUGAAGGAGGUUCUGAUUAUAUUAAUAAGACAAUUAAUUGAUGGCUUCCCCCCCUUUUUAAGAUAAAACUGUUGGUACAUCUUCUGA